Durio zibethinus is the source of this 1008-nucleotide messenger RNA. Its product is annotated as protein CURVATURE THYLAKOID 1B, chloroplastic-like. Lineage: Eukaryota; Viridiplantae; Streptophyta; Magnoliopsida; Malvales; Malvaceae. Gene Ontology annotation, cellular component: chloroplast thylakoid membrane; thylakoid. The record is from RefSeq and is a predicted model, not a curated record.
GUCAGCACUAUCUAGAUGAACUGAAUGAGUGGUUCUGUGGCUUCAAAGGCGGAAGACAAACCAUCUCCACUUCCCCUUUCCAAAUUAUCAGAUUAUUUCCAACUAAAACCAGACAAAGAAAAAAAGGAAAGCAACAAAAACGUAAAGCAAAUAAAUUUAUAAAAACUAACCGAAUUGCAUCAUUUCUGCAUUUCAUUGACCUGGGAAACUCUCUCUGGACUAGAGAAUUACAUCCUGUUAGAGGUUGACUAUCAAUGGCUUCAGUUUCCUCCAGUGCACUAUCAAUCCCUUCCUCAUCUACCCUUGUAGAUGCCAAGUCCCCUCGUCAAACAACUGCUGCAUCCCUACAAUGUGUGACUCUUCCUACUCUUCCUCCUCUGCCCGUUCAUUCCCAGAGUCGUCCCUGGAAGACCACUGCUUACUGUCGCAAGAUUGCUCGAAAUAUGAUGGCUAUGGCCACAGGUGAGGCUCCAGCGGAAGUUGCGACAACUGAGCUGCCAGAAAUUGUCAAGACAAUUCAAGAAACUUGGGAUAAAGUUGAGGACAAGUAUGCUGUGAGUUCACUUGCUGUAGCAGGAGUGGUUGCCCUCUGGGGCUCUACUGGACUGAUCUCGGCAAUUGAUAGGCUUCCUCUGAUUCCUGGCCUUCUGGAGCUAGUGGGUAUUGGCUACAGUGGGUGGUUUGCAUACAAGAACCUUAUUUUCAGGCCUGACAGGGAAGCUCUGGUACAGAAAAUAAAAGACAAAUACAAAGAAAUAAUUGGAAACAGCUAGAGGAAACUGGUUAAGUAUGCUGUUCAGAUGAGGUGAACAGUUGAAAUCUGAAGCCAAUACUUGCAGCAUCAACAUGUGAUCUUGCUUCAUUUUUUUAGCAUAAGUGCUAACCAGAGUAAACUAAUGUGAUAUGGUUUUGGUCAUGGGAAAUUGAGAUACAUGCAUAUUUUUAUUUUCUCCUCCGUAGCAUUCUAUCUGGUGCAAAUAAUGAUCUUCUUUUGUCAACGUAAACAGU